This is a messenger RNA of Oreochromis niloticus (Nile tilapia), 1550 nucleotides long. Its product is annotated as putative hexokinase HKDC1. Gene Ontology annotation, biological process: glycolytic process; intracellular glucose homeostasis; carbohydrate phosphorylation. The record is from RefSeq and is a predicted model, not a curated record. Gene Ontology annotation, cellular component: cytosol; mitochondrion. Gene Ontology annotation, molecular function: D-glucose binding; fructokinase activity; ATP binding. Bases 471 to 1517 code for a protein of 348 amino acids. The transcript has 8 exons. Lineage: Eukaryota; Metazoa; Chordata; Actinopteri; Cichliformes; Cichlidae.
UUUGCAUUAUUAAUUUGUCUUACAAAUUUGUCUAAUGAGGCCAAGGUACAUCACUUACAGUGCAUCGCAGGAAAAUAAAAGGUCGUCGUUUUCAAUAACUUUGAUCAGUAACUUUGGAUUUCAAAUAUUUUAGAGUUUCCUAAAAUCUUCGGUCCAAAGUUUAGGAAAAGUCACUCGAGCCACUAUGACGAAAACACUAAGCAAGACUGUAUCUGACACAUUAAAGGAAAUGAUUGUAGAAAGGGGGUUGUGCUUGCUGUUAAUCAUUGAAUUAGUGCAGAGGCUGGUAUCUGCUCAGUGGACUCAGUAAGAGACAAUGAGAGCACAAAUGUAAAAAAAAAAUAACACCUAGCAGAGUGGAAAGGAUCGGGGGAAAACACAUUUUUCUUAUUUCAGCGAAGCCUGUCACGCACGCUGACAGUAUCAAAGAAUAGCUGGAAGACUUUUCAUGGUGUUUCUUAUCAGUGAAGAUGUUAGCUGUUCAUCUCAUUUCCUUCUUUUUCUCCAAACUCCAGGAGGACCCCACAAAGAAGGUCGACAGGUUUCUGCAUGCAAUGCGCCUCCAUGACGACCAGUUAAUUGAUAUCUCAGCUCGUUUCCAGGCUGAAAUGAAGAAGGGGCUCUCAGCUGAAAGUUCGGCCGCCGCAGCUGUAAAAAUGCUGCCGACACAUGUCCGCUCCACUCCUGAUGGCUCAGAGAAGGGACAGUUUCUGGCACUGGAUCUUGGAGGCUCCAAGUUUAAGGUGCUCCAGGUUAAGGUGAGAGAGGGGAUGGGGGUCAGGAAGGGAGGAGUGGAGAUGGAGGAGAAGAUCUACCCUAUAUCAAAGGAGCUGCUCAAUGGGAGAGCACCAGAGUUAUUUGACCAUGUGUCAGAAUCUCUGAAGGACUUUCUUCGUGUAAAGAACAUCAGUCUGGAGAAGAAACAUCCUCUGGCAUUCACUUUUUCUUUCCCCUGCGAACAGACCCGCUUGGAUAAGGGAUUACUGUUGAGCUGGAGUAAGAACUGCCGGGCUCGAGGCCUUCAGGGGAAAGAUGUGGUCCAGGCUCUCAGAGAGGCUAUUGACAGAACUGGGGGAAUGGACAUAGAAGUGUUAGCGAUGGUUAAUGAUACUGUGGCGACAAUGAUGACCUGUGGUUUUGAUGAUCAGUACUGUGAUGUAGGACUCAUCAUUGGCACAGGCACCAACGCGUGUUACAUGGAGGAGCUGCGUCAUGUUGACCUGGUGGAGGGAGACGAGGGCAGGAUGUGUGUGAACACUGAGUGGGGAGGCUUUGGGGACAAUGGGGCCCUGAAUGAUUACAUAACAGAGUUUGACCAGGAUGUUGAUGCAACCUCUAUCAAUCCUGGAAAACAAAUCUUUGAGAAGAUGGUCAGUGGGAUGUAUCUGGGUGAACUAGUGAGGCUGGUUGUAUUAAAGAUGACUAAACUGGGACAGCUGUUUGAUGGACUCGUGUCUGAUGCCCUGAUGACCAAAGGGAAGAUAACCACAGCACACGUGGCAGCCAUGGAGGAGUAAGUUGUCUUUAUCUCUCUGGGUCACAUGGCGUCU